AUGUCGUUCGCGUUCGGCGCGCCCGCGCCCGCGCCCGCGCCCGCGCCGAGCGCGCCGAGCGCGCCGGCGCCGAGCGCGCUCGCCGCCGCGCCGCUCGCGCCGACGUCGACGGCGACGGCGACGGCGACGCUGCCGAACGCGCGCGCGCUGUUUUACGCCCUGGAUGAGACCGUUCAGCGCGGCGACGUCGUCGACGACGCGACGACGUCGACGCUCGAGGACGCGCUCGAACACGUCGCGCGCGCGUGCGAAACGUACGGACCGACGCGCGCGGCGAGCGCGGAGGCGCUGCGCGGCGGGAGCGUGGAGUACGGGGGGAAGACGCUGAGGGUGAGCGCGACGACGGCGAAGGUGGCGACGGAGUGCGCGAGACGAUUGCGGUUGGACGAGACGCAGACGUACGUCCUGCUCAGACGCGCGCUGGAUGAGAGCGAAAUGCCGCGACCGAGCGAGGCGACGGAGGAGGUGGUGCGAGAGGUGAUGCGGUUUUACUUUCGGGAGCGACUCGGGACCAUCAAGUGCGCGCACGCGCUGCUCUCGAGAACGAGCGGGGACGCGUCGAGCGGCGCGGAUGGCGACGCGUGGGAGCGCGCGGUGACGAAGAUGCUCGAUCUUGGGUUCGAGGAGAACGUGUGGCGCGCGCUCGAUCGGCACAUGAGCGGGGCGAGCGCGAGCGGGCCCGAGGGGGCGAGUCCGGAGGACGCCGCGGCGUGGGCGGGGCAAACGCUCGAAGAGACGGUGGCGCUGCUGGAGGUUCUAUUUUUGCUGUACUACAACCGCGUGAAGUGCAAACCUGAAAUGUUCAUGAAGUUGGCUCGAAUGUUUGAGAAGGGUGCGCUCAGGCGCGCGCCCGCGGCGGCGAUUGAGCUCGAGUCGCACGCGCCCCAGGCGCACGUGAACGCGUUCACGGAGGAUAUUCGCGCGCUGUGCAACGUCACCCUGAUCGCGGCGAUGGAUUUAGAAAACUUAGUCGAUCGAUUUUCCGGGAAGAGCCUGAAUGCGCACGGUUUUUUGGAAGCGACUGUGCUAAAGUCCAUCACUGAAAUGAUGGAAAAAUGGCAGAGCGACGCGGCGCACGGACCAACGCUGCUCGCGUGGUCAACGUUUCUCACGUUGCUACCGGUGGAUGCUGAGUACAUGCCGGGCGGAUUUUCGAUCGAAAUCAUGACGCAGAAAGCGAACGAAUGCGGGCUCUCUGCGCUGUCGCACUUGCUCGAUGCGGAACAGUUGCGAGGCGAAGACGCCACCGUGACGCUCCACAAGAGCGUGCUGAAGAAUAUGUUCUCCACCAUUCUCGCCGCGUACGACAUGCUUCCCGUUCACCGCUUGCCCACUCACGACCUGAACCAGAUUUUGAGCGUUCUACGAAAACUUCUCGCACAUCAGCCAGUGCUAUGCGAGCAGUUCUGGGGUGGUGCGAGAGAGGACGGCCAAGAGGCUCCGCUCUUCGCGCUCUUGGAAGGCUGUCGAGAGCGGUUUCCUUACGAUUCCGCCCCACUGUUGAGAGUACUCGCGGCGUUUUCCGAGGGCCAUCGCGCGGCGGAGUGCGCGUUGGCAUACAUCGCACAACUGCCGACGGUUGCUCUACCGGUGCCUUCUCCAGACAUCAUGCAGCAAGGCUUGAAACCAAGCGAGGACGCUGUGAUGGACGUCGAGUCGGGCUUCGCGAGCGGUUCGGUCACCGCCAUCCAUCGGCUUACAAGUCCUUACAUUCCCGGCGGAUUCAUCGAAGCUGGCAUGUCCGGUUUGGCAAUUGAUAUGGGCACACAAACCACACCGUUGAUCGUCUGGGCCGCACCUGCUGACGGCUUGCAUCUUUGUCUGACUCGCCUUUCCCUGCUCGCGAGUGCGGGGUUGAGCAGAGAAUUGACGACGAGCGAGAGUGAUGAACUCGACGCGACGACGUUAUUCUUGUCCAAAGUUUUGACGCACGCACCAUCAUUUGCGAGACCAAUGUUAUCAUGUGACGUUUCUGAGUCCGUGCCGAAAGGGUCACCGACCGACAUCCUCACAGGUCUUUCGUUGGCGUUGCACGUGCGAAGCAAGUCUCUUCAUACGGAGCAAAGCAUUCAAUCGACCGCCACCGUGUUACAGGCAUUAUCUGCACUCGCCGCGGCUGAGCCCACUAGAACCGUUGCAGAGGUACUCGAGGCGCCGCUCCUGUCGGGCACUCCAGGCACUGGUGUCCCCGGGUUGAUUCGCGCCAUUCGCGACAGCGAGUCGCGCCUCGGUGAAUAUCCGUUGACGUUGGCCGUGCUUAGUUUAGUGGAGACAUUACUCCAACAUGGUGGGCUUGGCGAUAAGCUCGAGGCCCUCGUAGAUCAUGUCCUGCAAGAAAUUGCUGUCCGUCACGUGCAGUGGCGGUACAGGCACAAAGCUGAAAAAUGGAUCGUUCACGCGGCGGUGCAGCGCAUCAUCUAUCAAAUUUUCACUCCCCGACACGGCGAUUUUGCCAUUAGACUUCGUGACAAGGUGCUGUCCUACUUGAUCAACGACAAGGCGAUUUGCUUUGGAUCGUUUGCACCACUCGUGUACGAUGCAGCGUCUCUACGCAAGUUGCAUGAAGAAGGCGGUGCGCCUCGAACAGAGGAAGUUACGGCUCUCGAAGAAGCAAUUGCGACGGUGCUCAGGUCUAUACCACUCAUCGUUUAUCACGCAGGUGAUAAUUUCGGUGGUGUACUCGAGCGAAUGCUGCUCAUCGAAACUAGUAAUAAUGGUGCUCCCUUUGCGAGCUCGAUCGCGUCAUAUGCCGGAUAUCCGUACGCUGCGGCGUGUUUUCCACUCGCACUUCCGGCCCUCGUGCCUUUGUGCGCGGCGGCGAACGCCGUUCCCAUGGCUGCAACGCUAGACAGACAAGAUCGAGCGGAGAUUCUGAGCUCGAUGCAGCACAUGUUCAAGCACGCUGAUUUGGACGCCGUGUGUGACAUCGCAGAUUUACUCAGCGCAGGUAUCGCAAAUCAGCCGGAAUGGGUCGCCACCUUACUCGUGCCCGAAAAAGAGCCCGAAGAAGAGCGCCCCGCUUCAUUACCAGCUCCGACUGCUUCCGGCGCACUUGCCGCACCUACGACGCCGACAAAUGCUCUCGCACCUACGACGCCUACGACGCAACCACCACCGACGCCGCCGCUCCCGACAAAGACGAAAAAGACUGUUGAAGGAGCGUUGGCUUUAGUGUGGGACAUCCUCGAGGACACCACAAAGAUACGCUCGCAGUCGCCCCGUUGCCUGGCGGCACUUUUGCGCAUGCUCGAUGCUCUCUGGCGCCGCCAGCCACUUCUCAUCGAGUCUAUUCAGACACUCAAGGUCAAGGACGUCGAGUUGUGGAAAAGACUGGCGACGUGCGUGGAUCAACCGGAGAAGGAAGUUACUCCACCGGCGGUGGCGCAUAGCUUGAGCGCGGCUAGUUCUGUGCUUUCGCUAUUCGCCAUCGAAGCGGAGUCGUCUAUGAAUGCUCUCGACGGGACGUCGAGCGCGACGUUUAACGCGCAGGUACGAGAAUGGUGCGCGAACUCACGCAUCAGUUCAUGGAUUGAUACGUGUCUCUCGCACGAGAGUUGCGCUUUGUCGCGCCAAAAGACGCAAUUCGCCGCGCAAGCGUUCGUUCUGCAAUGCAUAUCGGUUCUUGAGCGCGAAGAUAUGAGUGCGAAGCGCUCGCCGUUGAUGGCAGACGCGACAUUACAGUGGAUGUGUGGAAAAAUCAGAGACGCUUUGCUCUCGCACGCGUCGGCGAAAGAUUUGAGAGCGUCUGGGGCGUCGAAUGUCGCAAUUCUAGAAGCCGUCGCUCGAGAGGCGGCUACACAAAGCCCGAGCUCUAUUAUGUCAGCCGAUGCGGUGCAUAGACUCGUGCAGGCGGCCCGCGAUAUGCACGUCGAGGCCGUGGCGUUCGCUCCGGCUCCUCUCAGCGUCGCUGGUACUGCUGAGUACGGUGAAUCGUAUUUGUACGACUCCUAUUGGAUUCGCGUCGCUACGGGAUGUGUGGGUUCGAACGCGGACGAUCAGUGGGGCGCACCCGAAGGAGCCCUAGCAGACAUGGGGCGUGCGAUGAGCGCUCAGCUCGCCGAGACGUGCCUACUGUCGUCGAUCACAGACGCGCAGUCGUCCGCUAUCUGUUCGUUGAGCUCCUUCAUCGCCGCUGCCGCCUUUGGUGAGUUGCCGAAGAUGCACGCCGGGGUGUUCACGCAACCUGCCUCAACGACGACAGGUGCGCCGAAAACUCUCCUCGAUGGGCUUUCGAGAGAUAGUCGAAGAGAUCUCGUAUUGAACGUCGCUGAGCGUUUGCAGAAGAUCAUCGUGACGGAUUCAGCGAGCAUGCCUUCCUACGUCAGCCCGUUGGCGAAUGAAAUGGCCACGUUGUUGUCCGUCGUGACACAGUUGUGGAGCGUUUCAGUAUCCAGUGCGUCACCUCAGACACCAGCGGAGAACGAUUUCGAACCGGUGCAGCGCGUGAUAUUGGUUGUGUCGACGGUUUUGGCUCCUCGAACAAGCGCUUCGGGAUCGCCAUCGCGAGAAGCGGCGUCUCUCGUGAACCCAUUGCUCACCGCCAUGCUGUUCGCCAUCCGAGCGUGGCGCGCCGGAAUGCAAUCUGCUAAGACAGUGCAGCCGAGUUAUGAGCUUGGCCAGUCCGCGUUGCCUCUCAUACCUCUCAUUUGCCAAGCUGCUGCAGGGGACUCUGGAACGAAUAACGCUAAGGCUUCGACGACAUCGAGCGUGGCGCUCAUGUUGCUCGCAGACAUCGCCAGCGACCUGCUUCCGACGUCGGCGCUGCUUCAAGUGCUCAGUACCUACAAGAUAAUGCCGGCGCUCCGGCCGGCGACAGGCGACGACGACGUCGACAGUGUGACCAUCGCCGCUCUAAACACGUGCCUGAGCCUUUCCAAGAGCGAUCAAGGAGCGGAGAUUUUACUCGCGUCGGACACCGUCCGUCUUCUCGCCAUCUUGUGCGUCGAGUCAAACAAGGCCGAACGUCACAACACGACAAAUCACGAUAUAUAUUGCUCCGCUCUGCGCGUCACCGCCAUGCUCGCGGGAUCGCCGCUCGCCGUGCACUCUGUAGACGUCGGGGCUGAUCUCGUUCGCUUUUGCGCGGCGUUGGAAGCUCGAAUGCUCGCCGCUUUGGCGCCAAAAGAGAUCACACUCGCGACGCUCAAGGAAGUCGAAGUGACGGCGUUGUUCUUCAGCCGUCUCGCGUCCACUUUCGGUGCGCAGUGGCAAGUUUCUUCGCCCGAAGGCCAGAUGCGCUGUCGCGUGGCGUGCGUGAGCUUUCUUCGAUGGUUCGCCGCGCCUCAGGUUGUCGGGGGCUUGCGAUGUCCUCGAAAGACGCGAGCCGAUGAAACGUUGGCGGCAAAACCACCGGCGACGCGUGCCACUCAGGCAUGGUUCCAAGCCACCGCGAGAGGUGACUCCGUGCGCGAACCCACGUCGCCGCUCAUCGGUACGGCGCCGCACGGCUCGCCCAUCGCCGACGCCUCGACGCGAAAGACUGGCAAUGCGUACUCCGAAGCCGUCGCCGUGGCCCUCUAUCGAGCCGCGCGCGCCGCGUGUGACUUCCUCGCGGUCUUCCCGCGCGCCGUCGACCAAGCCGCGCUCGGUUUCGACGUCACCGCCAGUCUUCGAGACCAGUGCGACGCGUUGUCGUGCGACGACUUGACGUCGUCCCCCGCCAACGCCGACGAAUCCGCCCUCGUCGCCGCGCUCGACGGUUUAAAAUCCGCGGCAUCGAAAAUCGAGCGCCUCGAAGCGUCGUCGCUCAAACCGUCCGACGCCCGCGCCGACGGUUCCCCGCGUCCGCGCGUCGCCGCGUCGUCCCCCUUCGCCUAG
This is a messenger RNA of Ostreococcus lucimarinus CCE9901, 5817 nucleotides long. RefSeq lists its product with no specific name. The record is from RefSeq and is a predicted model, not a curated record. Gene Ontology annotation, biological process: RNA export from nucleus; protein import into nucleus. The coding region runs from base 1 to 5817 and encodes 1938 amino acids. Gene Ontology annotation, cellular component: nuclear pore inner ring. Gene Ontology annotation, molecular function: structural constituent of nuclear pore. NCBI's taxonomy places the organism in Eukaryota, Viridiplantae, Chlorophyta, Mamiellophyceae, Mamiellales, Bathycoccaceae. The transcript has a single exon.